CGCUGAGGCGGGGGGCGGGCGCUCGCUGCCUCCGUCGGUCGGUGCCUCGCUCGCCGCGUCCUUGGCUGCCGGUGGGGAUGCGCUUCCUCCGCUGAAGGCGCCGCGGGCCCAGCCGGCAGGAUGACGGUGGAGUUCGAGGAGUGCAUCAAGGACUCGCCCCGGUUCCGGGCAACCAUUGAUGAAGUGGAAACAGAUGUGGUGGAGAUAGAGGCAAAGCUUGACAAGCUGGUGAAGCUAUGCAGUGGGAUGAUUGAAGCAGGCAAAGCCUACAUCACCACCAACAAGCACUUUGUCACUGGAGUCCGGGACUUGUCACAGCAGUGCAAGAAGGAUGAGAUGAUUUCGGAGUGCCUUGACAAAUUUGGAGACAGCCUGCAGGAAAUGAUUAACUACCACAUGAUCCUGUUUGACCAGGCCCAGAGGUCAGUCCGGCAGCAGCUGCACAAUUUUGUCAAAGAUGAUGUCCGGAAGUUCAAGGAAACCAAGAAGCAGUUUGACAAGGUGCGGGAGGACAUGGAGAUCUCCCUGGUGAAGAAUGCCCAGGCACCUCGGCACAAGCCACAUGAAGUGGAGGAAGCAACAGGCACCUUGACCAUAACCAGAAAGUGUUUCCGACACCUGGCUCUAGACUAUGUGUUGCAGAUCAACGUCCUGCAGGCCAAGAAGAAGUUUGAGAUCCUGGAUGCGAUGCUGUCCUUCAUGCAUGCCCAGUACACCUUCUUCCAGCAGGGCUACAGUCUUCUCCAUGAACUGGAUCCCUACAUGAAGAAACUAGCCACAGAGCUGGACCAGCUGGUGAUUGACUCUGCAGUGGAGAAGAGGGAGAUGGAGCACAAGCAUGCAAUGAUACAGCAGAGGACCCUCUUGCAGGACUUCUCCUAUGAUGACUCGAAGGUGGAGUUCAAUGUUGAUGCCCCAAAUGGAGUGGUGAUGGAAGGCUACCUCUUCAAGAGAGCUAGCAAUGCUUUCAAAACAUGGAAUCGGAGGUGGUUCUCCAUACAGAACAGUCAGCUGGUGUACCAGAAAAAGCUAAAGGAUGUCCUCACAGUCGUGGUGGAGGACCUGCGGCUCUGUACUGUCAAGCCAUGUGAAGACAUCGAGAGGAGGUUUUGCUUUGAGGUCGUCUCACCUACCAAGAGCUGCAUGCUGCAGGCUGACUCGGAGAAGCUGCGUCAGGCCUGGAUCCAGGCUGUGCAAGCGAGCAUCGCUUCUGCGUACCGGGAGAGUCCUGACAGCUACUAUAUUGAAAGAUUGGACCGGACUGCUUCCCCAUCAACCAGCAGCAUUGAUUCUGCUACCGACUCCCGGGAGCGCAGUGUGAAAGGAGAAUCCAUCCUGCAGAGAGUGCAGAGCAUCCCUGGGAAUGACCAGUGCUGUGACUGUGGUCAGCCAGAUCCUCGCUGGGCCAGUAUCAACCUGGGCAUUCUGCUGUGCAUCGAAUGCUCUGGUAUCCACAGGAGCCUGGGUGUUCACUGCUCCAAGGUCCGAUCUCUCACACUGGACUCCUGGGAGCCUGAGUUGCUGAAGCUGAUGUGUGAGCUGGGGAACAGCACCAUGAACCAGAUUUAUGAGGCACAGUGUGAAGAGCUGGGACUUAAGAAGCCAACAUCAGGGAGCUCCAGGCAGGACAAGGAAGCCUGGAUCAAAGUGAAGUACGUGGAGAAGAAAUUCCUCAAGAAGCUGCCAAAUGGGGAGACACUCCCAGAGAACGAGCGGAAGCCUCGGCGCUGGUGUGUGAAGAAGUGCCAGAGGAACAACAGCACCACCAAAGCACCCACAGCUCGUAGGAAGUACCGCCACGAGGCAGGCAACGCAUCACCAGCCAUGCUGUCCUCAGCAGCUACCCUGGAGAGGAAGUUCCGCCGAGAUUCCCUCUUCUGCCCUGAUGAGUUGGACUCUCUCUUCUCCUACUUUGACACCGGUGCUGGCUCCGGCCCACGUAGUCUGAGCAGUGACAGUGGACUUGGGGGGAGCACAGAUGGCAGCACGGACAUCCUGGUGUUUGGCUCUGUGGUGGACAGCGUGACAGAGGAAGAGUGUGAGGUGUCAGAGGAGUCGAGUGGUGAAGCAGAGAUUGAGCAAGAAGCAUCAGAUCUGGAGGACCUGAGGGAGCUGCAUCCUGGCUUGUUGAUGUACAAGGCAGCACAAGCCCGAAACCUGCCUCUCAUGGCAGAAGCACUUGCAAAUGGGGCUGAGAUCAACUGGGUGAAUGAUGAAGAUGAGAACAAAACUCCUCUGAUUCAGGCUGUGAUGGGGGGCUCCUUGAUAGCCUGUGAAUUCCUGCUGCAGAAUGGGGCAGAUGUUAACCAAAGAGAUAGCCGAGGCCGAGCUCCCUUGCACCAUGCCACAUACCUGGGACACACUGGUCAGGUCUGCUUGUUCCUCAAGCGCGGAGCAAACCAGCACGCGGUGGAUGGCGAUGGGCAGGACCCGCUGAGCAUUGCAGUUCAAGCAGCCAAUGCAGACAUAGUCACCUUGCUGCGUUUGGCUCGGAUGAAUGAGGAAAUGCGAGAAGCAGAGGGGCCCUUUGGACAACCAGGUCAAUAUCCCAGCAACAGCCCUACUGAGCUGCAGUACAGGAAGUGUAUACAGGAGUUCAUCAGCCUUAAUAUAGAUGAGUGUUAGUGACAACUCCCCCACCUCCCCUUCGCUGUCUUGAAGUUGGGCUGAACUUGUAGAAGCCCUAAGAAGCCCCAUCCUUGGUAUCUUGGUGUUUCUUGCAGAUUGGUCUGUUUUUGAUGCCUGCACUUAUAGGUUGAGAUGCACGCAGGAAGGAAAAGGGAUCUUUCCUGUUAGCGUUAAGUUCUCAUGCUUGACUACUGGAUGGUUGAUUUUUGUAUAGGAGACUCCUAGGGCAUAACCACAGACCAUGGCACGUGAACUUGAGUGUGUGGAAAGUAUGGGAGGUGAGUUUAGCAUUUAAAAAGAAGACAAGAAAAGGAAACCCUCAAUCACCAGGAGGAGCCCACCAACGAUGCAAUCAGACCUCUCUCUGCUUCAGCUUGGUUUCCAUGCACUGAGUGGUGUGGAAUCUAUCUCUGAAUGGUCUGGGAGGGAUUCUGACCUGGAGCCCUCUGCCUGGCAGCAUGACCAGCAGCCUGCUCACCCAUGAGACUGCUGCAGCAGCUUGCAAAGCUAAAGAUGACCUCGAAGUCAGGACCAGGCCGUUUGGAGGGGCAGAGAGAGAUUUGCUCCAGAAGGCACAAUGGAAGGGGUAGGAUUGAGAGCGAUGGCUCCUCACCUCGGUUGCUCUCAGGACUAUACCAGCCACGCUCCCCUUGUUUUGCCCGUGGUGGUUAGCUGGUCAAAGCCAUAGCUCACCUGCUUCCAAGGCCAAGGUGCAACCUGCAUAUAGCAUUAUGGAAGCAGCAAUGCUAAUCUGUUGAGGCUGGGAGAAGCUUGUCGCUGGCGAUGGGCUUUCUGUCAGGGAAGAGAAGCCACGUCCAACUCCCACUGCCUGAACGAGCGGCUGCACGAUGCAAUUGGACUUUGGUUCAGUUUGUUUCCUGCUCCCUUCAGGUUUCUGACUUAGCAUCUCUGUGAAGGAGACUUAGACCUGCAUGUAUCCAUCCCUGUGUGCUCUCCCCCGCAUGCUGACGCGUGUGAGAUGGGCAUCUCAGCAGCUGGCCCAGGGGCUUUUGACUUCCCCAGUUCCAAUGCCCGGCAGAAACUUCUUCGUUUUCUUUCCUUGGGUUAUUCCUUGCUGGAGUGGGGGAAUGUGGUUUGACUUGGAGCACUUUGUUGCUGUGUUUAUGGUCUGCGUGAUGGGAUCAUGCUACAGUGGCUCUGCAGGGAUGCUGCAGCCAUGGAGUGCUGGCUCAGAGCACAGGUACCACUGGCAGGUAUCCUCUGGCUGGGGGUUCUGGGUGCCCUUGUCAGAGCCUCUGUGAGUGCCCUCAGCUGCAGCUGACAUCAGUUUCCCAGGGCUCAGGGCUGUCACUCCACAACUGGUAUUUACCUGCUUGGGCUCUGGGCUUGGGCCGUUGUGCCUUAUGGAUAGUGCUGGGAUCUUGAGGGGAUCAAGAUCUAGCAAGGAACGCAGGAAUACCAGACAGGAUUCCCCAUCCUCCUGCAGUCCAUCAGCACUGGUGCACAAUCAGAGUAUCUUUCACCCAAUACAUGUCUGAGUCCUUGAUUUUCUUCUGGCUGCUGUUGUGCUGCUCCCCUUACAGACCUUCACAGCUCUGUUCUAUUGACAUCGUGUGUCCUCACAUCCUGAAGCAGCUCCUCCCUCAAGAUGCUGCCCUCAGACUGAACCAACAGCACCAGUGUCCGUGCUCACAUCUAGAAGUGGAGCAAUGAACUCCACUUUAGUCUCUGGUAGGAAGUUCUCUCAGUUCAAGGGAGAAUCCCUGCUUCCUUAGGGAAGUGCUGUCACAAGCUCUGCUGCAGCCAGACCACAGCUUUCCAUCUGUUCAGGCUGGGGCUUGAAAUCCAGCUUUCUCCUGCUUGUUCCCUUUGGGAUGCACAGUGCUGAGCACCAAGUGCUGAGCUCGGUCCCAGUUGUGAAUCUGAAAUGCUCCUGGUGACUGUGCUGGAGCUGCUGCAGGUCCUGGCAGUGCAAAAGCUGCCCCAGGGCCUUUGUGCUUCCAUGAAGAACAAUCAGUCUGCUUCCAUCCAUCCUGGAAAACAAAAACCAAUGAGCUUGGCCCCUUUGGCCUUUUCAUCAUUGGCUUUUCAUGGCAUUUUCUCCUUCAGCUCCUUCUUUCUGUCCUGGGGUUCCUUUCUGGUCUGAAACUGUCCCGUAGCCUCUGCCAGGCAAUGCUCCCUCUGAACUCUGGAGUAGGAGCUGUGGGAUGUGCCCCUGGUUGGCAGAGGGCAGGUCACUUGGUGAUAUUCAUGUUCUGUUCAGCUGUGGCACCAUCAGGAGGGGCUCAGGAUGGGUGCUUGUGGGAUGGAGCAGUGUGCAUAAAACACAGUUCAGCUUCAGGGGGAUGCAGGAUGUAGAAAUCUGUGGUUCAGAGGAACAGGAACCAUCUCCUCAUUGUAGCUCCCACAAGUGGCUCUGUCACCAUCCCUGGCAGUGCUCAAGGCCAGGUUGGACACAGGGGCUUGGAGCAGCUGCUCCAGUGGAAGAGGUCCCUGCCUGUGGCAGGGGUUGGAACUGGAUGAGCUUUAAGGUCUCUUCAACCCAAACCAGUCCAUGAUCACUGAGUGAAGGGUCUGGCCCCAGGCAUCCAGCUGUGUGAUACCAGAUGCAGGCAGAUGUGCACUGUGCGUAGCUGUUGCUGCAGUGCUGCUGCGUGGUCUCCUUCAGUUGGUGUUUCAUAGCCCCUGGGUUAAAUCUUCCUUCCUGAUACCCAUGUGAGGUACAGCUGGCGUUCCUUGUGCAGCAUUACAAAGGUCACCACUUUGUGUUCUCCUGGAGCUUCAUCUCUUGGUCCUUUGCAUUGGGCUUUGUCUUCUUCCUGGUCCACUUCACCCUAAAUCCAAAUGGUGAUGCCUUCACCUGCAUUGCCCCAUUGACAUCCCUCCCUUACCAGUGGAGCUCACCUUGCAGCUGGUGUUGCUCUCAGUCUGGGUUGCAUCAGGAGCAAGUCUGGCAGGUCACAGAUCAUCACUGGUGUGAAACAUCCUGCACUGCUCUGUGCAGAGCUCAGCUGGUGCUGGAGCCUGUUGUCCAGCAGGAUGGGAUGUGGUGCUGAGCCUGCAGCAAUACAGCGAAGCCCUGAAGCAUGGGACUGUGCUAUGCUUAGGCUGAGGUCUUGCAGAUCACCCUGCAGCAUCCAGAUCUUAGUGCUCAGCACAGGAACCAGCAUCCAGCCAAGAGCUCACUGUGCUUCCUGGGUUAGGGAUUCUGUGUCAUGAAUUCUCUUUGUUAACCCCAUCCCAUUUCACACUGACCUGCCCCACUUGAGGCUUUGCCAGUGCUGACAUCCCCUCAAGCUGUGCCCUUUCCUGGGGCACUGAAUCAGAGCUGGCACCUUUCAGGGUACCUCAGUGAGCUCACAAGUGGACGUUUCACCACUGCCAUGGUCCUGCUGUGCUCCUGAAUCCCAGCCCAGUCACUGCCCACCUGUGGCUGCUUCCCCACCUGCAGCAUCUUCCAACCACCCCCAUUGGUUUUCCAGCUUUUCAGGAGUUAGGAACCACUGAUCCUUGCUGUGAGCCAGUGCAAACCGGAGCUGUGGCUUCCACGUUGGGUCAUUUGAUUUCACAGGGGCUCAGGGGAACAAGACACAGGUCCUGUCCCGUUGGCUCCACUGAAGCUCUGCCUCACUGCUGAAGUACACGAAGUCAAAGGCGAUGUAAAUACGGAUGCAGAAAGCAGUGUCUUGCAAGACAAUUUCUCUAUUUAACUUGUAUUGGUACUUUAUUUAGACUCAAUGUAUAAAGCAACUUUGUGCACUUUUCCUACAUACAGUAUUGGGGGGGGGGUUAUGUUCUUUUUGUUAUGGGUUUUGUGCUGUCUUUUUUAAGCAGUGAACUUGUUUGUUGAGUGUUUAAUUUAUUCUCGCUGUGCCCAGAGGAUUAGUGCAAUUUCCUCCAAUACAGUUGGUCUGGAUUUAA
Molecule: messenger RNA, 6510 nt
Organism: Melopsittacus undulatus (budgerigar)
Lineage: Eukaryota; Metazoa; Chordata; Aves; Psittaciformes; Psittaculidae
Gene: ACAP3
Product: ArfGAP with coiled-coil, ankyrin repeat and PH domains 3
Exons: 24
Coding region: 121-2625 (834 amino acids)
Cellular component (GO): cytoplasm
Molecular function (GO): GTPase activator activity; protein binding
Source: RefSeq, a predicted model, not a curated record